Molecule: messenger RNA, 384 nt
Organism: Alternaria novae-zelandiae
Lineage: Eukaryota; Fungi; Ascomycota; Dothideomycetes; Pleosporales; Pleosporaceae
Exons: 2
Coding region: 1-384 (127 amino acids)
Source: RefSeq, a predicted model, not a curated record
AUGUCCGGCAACGAGGAUGACUACAAACAGCAUCAACAGAACUGGGAGGCCAAGCGAGACGAAGGCUAUACUGACAAGGACGAGUGGAUGAAGAAUGAGCAAGCCAACAAUGAAGAGAUGCUUGCUGAAAUGGAAGCGGGUCGCGAAGAGGCACGCGAUGAAUACGGCGACGACGCUGACGAGGGACAUGACGACCGCAUCGAGAAGCUCAAAGACACGGAGCAAACGGUGCGAAACAGAAUUGCGUAUCUGAAGGGUGAAUACACAUAUGAUCACGAGCAAGAAUCGGAGUCUGAGCCAGAAGCGGGAUCUGGGGAUGAGCAAGAACAAGAGCUUGCGGUAGAGGAAUCGUCGGAUAUGGAACUUGAUUCGGAUAGUGAUUAG